Entrophospora sp. SA101 is the source of this 1470-nucleotide messenger RNA. NCBI's taxonomy places the organism in Eukaryota, Fungi, Glomeromycota, Glomeromycetes, Entrophosporales, Entrophosporaceae. The record is from the annotation of a GenBank genome assembly.
AUGUUGUUCGAAAGGUUUGAAAUUAGAUAUGAUGAAACUUUUAAAGACAAUAUUAAUAAAUUUACUGGUGAAUUAGAAUCAUAUUUAAAUCAAUUUUAUAAAGCUGAUAAUAAUUCAAUUAAAAGAAUUUUCAAAUUAUCCGAUCAACAAUACCAACCGCGUUUAUUUGAAUAUAAUACAAGCAGAAUAUUAGAUGGUCGAACUGAAGAAUCUUAUGAUAUAGAUGAAAAUUUAAAAACUGAUUUUAAUUUGAGCAUUAAUAAUAAUGAUGAUGGAGGUGGUAGUUCUAAUGACAGUGAUUCACAUCAUGUAUACCAAAAAAAAAUAUGGUGUGAUUCUGGUAAUUCGAUGUUAUCUGAAGAUAUCUUAAAUAAUAAAGGAAAAUAUACCGAAAGAAUUAGUGAUGAACUGACAUCUUGUUCAAGCAGAAAAUUAGAUGAUUAUAGUCCUAAGUCAAAAGAAUUAAAAGGUUUAUUUAAUACAGAUGAAUUAAAUAAUUCAUUGAUCGAAAUUGAAAACAAUAUAGGAACAAAGUAUCCAGCAAUCAUCAUCGAAGCGCUUGAUACGUUGACAGCGAAUGAUGCAAACGAAGAGGAUGAAAGGAAAUAUGUCACAAACGCUUGUUCUCGCUGUAAAAAAAGACACAUAAAGUGUGAUGAUCAUGAACCUUCAUGCAAGAAUUGCGAAGAAAAAGGUUUUGCUUGCAAACGUAUUCCACCAACUAUUGUACGUGGCCGUCCCCUGGGUUUACUUAAUGGUCAGGGAAAAUGGAAAAAGAAAAAUGGAAAUAAUGGAGCCGAGAAAAAACCUAGACAAGCUAGAAGAAGACGGAAAGAAUUAACUAAACAACUUAAUAAAGGCAGUGCUGAUUCUGAUGGAGAUUCAUCAAUUUCCAAUAUUCACGACUUGGCAUUUCCAUAUACUUGUGAUAACAAUAACAAUAAUAACCUUGCCUUUGGAAAUGACGUUCAGAAUCCGCUAAAUGAUUUUAGCAACUUCGAUCAAUUCAACUCUGAUUUUUUUUCUCCCCAAACUCAACCUGGAAACUUUAGCAAUUAUGAUUUUGAUCCAAAUGCAUCAUUGAUUACUGAUAUAUCUAUUAAUUCUACGAUUACCACCGUUACGAACACUGAUUUUGAUCCUAUUAAUCUUGCUAUUAAUAGCUAUGGUGGAAGAGAUAAUUCACAAGAUCUAGAACAAUACUGUAAUUCGUUAGUGCACGGUUUGCCAGCACCGACUGGACUAUUUAAUAUUAAUAUUCCUUCAUUUACGAACGAACAAUAUUUGAAAGCUGCAGCACUUAUUUCAAGUACAAACGCUGCAAUAAAUGUAGCAACACCAACACCAAUUAUUAAUAAUUACGAUCCUCUUGGAGAUUUAUCCCAAGAUUUAGCUCCAAAUUUUAAUGCUGAAUCAGAAAAAUGGUUUAAUGAAAAUAACGAAGAAAUAACAAGAUUAUUCCAAAAAUAA